GCUUGAGAUACGGUGACCUGACGGGAAUUCCCAGCAUGAAUUGCAGCAGAUCGUCUAAUGUUUCGUUCGGAGCUUCCAACAGCAUGUUCACUCGCAGGAGGCGGAAGGAGACGCGACAGCGGCGACAGCGCACCACCUUCACCAGCGAUCAGACGCUCAAGCUAGAGAUGGAGUACCACCGCACCGAGUACAUCACGCGGAUGAGGCGGGUGGAGCUCGCGGAGCUGCUCAGCUUGACCGAGACGCAGAUCAAGAUAUGGUUCCAGAACCGCCGGGCUAAGGACAAGCGGAUCGAGAAAGCCCAGCUCGACCAGCAGUACAGGAGCAUGGGACUUCCUACACCUGGCUGUACUUAUGCUGCCACAUAUCCAGGGUUCUGCGGAGCCUGCUACUACAGUCCUACAACGUCCAGUAUGAAUCCCACUGCUGCCACCAUUGGAAGGCCAUACCACCAGCUAAGUCUUUGAAGACGUCACAAUUACCUUCAUUCCUGGUCUUUCUUUAGGUAAACAAUCUAGUCUUUCCUGUAAAAGAGUGUACGUACAAGUUACGAUGACUUUAUCAUUAAUUUUUCACCUCUUUUGAGACAUCUCCUCAACACAAAAUCUUAGAUUUGUAUCCCAUAUGUGUAUCAAGAACCCGUAGGGGAAAAAAUUCUUGUGUCAUUGACCAACUACUCAAUUUUAUCCAAAAAUAUAUACAUUUAAUGAGUCUGUCAAGUUUUCUUGUUGGAGAGAAAUUUUGGUCCGCUUCAUUCUCAGCAUAAUUGCUGCAGACUUUGAGAAUUGGCAGUCACAAACUGUUUCGGUCAUUUAGAUUAAUCCACAUGACAAUGACCUUUGAGAAAAAAAUACCUUCAUCUUCAGUUUCGCCAUUUGAUUUAAUUUUGUACAUUCAGAAGAAAUACGUGGCAUUGUUAAAGGGAAUUUGUUUAAAAUUAUUUUGUAGCUCUACUAGUUUUUUUUUACUUCAAAAAAUUGUGUUUUGAACUCAUGCAAGAACUAACAACAGGAAUUCCCGUUUGUUGCUACAGCUAUCAUUUAUUAUAAUGAUCGUUAUCCAACUCAACCUUUAUCCCAAAUCGAUUUGAUCAAACUUUGCGCCAUACAUUUCUUCAAGCAAACUACGUCUGGGUAAUUUCAAUCAGAAACGCUAAAAGUAGAUAUAAGACAUGGAAAUCUAACCGAUGUACAUAUACAAGGCGAUAGUGGUAUCUAAUUAUUUUAAAUAAUGGAAUGCUCUUUCUAAAUGACAUUUGUUGUA
This is a messenger RNA of Acanthaster planci (crown-of-thorns starfish), 1263 nucleotides long. RefSeq lists its product as uncharacterized. Gene Ontology annotation, biological process: regulation of transcription by RNA polymerase II. The record is from RefSeq and is a predicted model, not a curated record. NCBI's taxonomy places the organism in Eukaryota, Metazoa, Echinodermata, Asteroidea, Valvatida, Acanthasteridae. Gene Ontology annotation, molecular function: DNA-binding transcription factor activity, RNA polymerase II-specific; RNA polymerase II cis-regulatory region sequence-specific DNA binding. Gene Ontology annotation, cellular component: nucleus.